Messenger RNA from Hydatigera taeniaeformis, 2484 nucleotides. The record is from the annotation of a GenBank genome assembly. NCBI's taxonomy places the organism in Eukaryota, Metazoa, Platyhelminthes, Cestoda, Cyclophyllidea, Taeniidae.
AUGAGCUCGCCCCGAGAAACCGAUAUGAUAUGCGACGAAUUAGUUGGAUCCCUAUGUAGCAGUGAACCAGAGGAGAUCAUUAAGCCACCUCAACGUGCAUCAUCCUGGCGAAAUGCUGUCCGGCGCAACCGUCAAGCCAAUCUUGGCUACACCGAUCAUUUCCAUGCUCUGCAGGAGCUCGGAAAGGCUAAACGGUCUCAGCCCCUCUUCAGAACCGCAGCACCGAAUUCUGCUGGCGGGAAAAAACUUCAACUAACUUUGGUAUCCGGGGACAACUCUCACACCAGUGAUCCUGUCGGAGAUGCUAAGUCGAACAGCUACACGCGCAUAUCUGAGAGAAGGCAGUUGAGGUAUAAUGAGGCUCAGUCGAGAGGACGAUCACUGUUUGUUGAGAGCUCAGGAGACAGGCGAGCACUGAAAGUGAUGGAUUCUCUUGAGAAAACAAGAUCAUGGGCACAACAAACACAGGGAUUAUUUUCGCAAAAAAAUCUUUCUCAAAAUUCUGCAAAUAAUCCUACCGCAGUUACGUCAAAGGAAAGCCGAGAGGCUCUUACUCGCAUGAGCAGCGGCUAUGCAUCGGAAGAUGUCAAUCAAGUUACCAGUUUAAAUAAUCAAUUCGAAGUUCUCUCGACAGAAAGUAAUCAGAACGAAAAAUCGGAAAAGUCGUUUUCUCGAAAGUCCACAUUUUCGAUGUCAGUCAAUGCAAUUGAGAAUCAACUUCCACCACGUUUGCGUCAUUCUCUACAAGCGCGACUUAAGCGUUCUCGAACAGUGCAUUGGACAGGUCAGGUUUCGUGCGUACCCGGUGUCGAGAUCAGGGGUGCUCUGGAGGCGCUAACCUCAAGGGAAUGGGAGAACCAGCACGAUGCUUUGCAUUUCUUGAACUUUUUCUUCAGAGCCAACUUACAUGCAAAGCGUCACAAUCUUGGCAGCUGGUCAUUGGAACAAAUCCAACGUCUCUGCAGCGGUCUUGUCUUCGCUGCAUCCAAUCUGCGGUCACAGGUGUCCAGGAUGGCCAUAGGAGCCAUAAAGUCGACAGUGAAGUUACUGACAAUGGAGCAGCUGGAAUUAGUGACGCGAUGUCUUUUCUUCGGUCUGGUGAGUCGAGUGAGUGGUGAUGCCAGCACCACAUUCCUGCGCAAUGAAGCGUGCGAGGCGAUCGAUGUGCUGGUUGAGCGGGCGCCUGCACUUUUACUUCUCUCCUGUCUUAACGAUGCCUGCCACAGCACCCCAUCACGCAGUCUCCUAGGUCGGCGGUGUCUCGCACGCUGCUACGCCGCCGUUCUACAUCGAAUCCUGAGUCCCAGCAAUUGUCCAUCUAAAGUCGUCCAGCACUCCCUCCUGACACGCAAACAUCAGGACAUAUUCAAUCGGAUGCUUCCCCAUCUAGCCUCUUUCCUUCGUAAUGGCGACUCCGAAACCAGGAGAACUGGGGAAAAAGUUCUUCGAGUUUUGAUAACAAUUCAUGACCUUGAAGCACACCUCAAAUCUGUAUUGGAUGACCGCGAUCGUGGAACGUUCGCAGAAGCGAUAGGAAAGUUAUUGAAACGCAAGGGCAUUUCCUCUAUGACUCGUUCAUUCUCGACUCUGGGAACACCACGCAGACCUACCCCUAGUUGCGUUGCACAUGGACGUUCUGGACGUCGACCGUUCGCCAAACGCGCUUCGACACCUCCACUUUCCUCCACUCAUGUGCAUAUGCACCUAAAUGAGCUUGCACAACGCAAAUGCUCCAAUGAUAGUGGCCAAACCGCAAUGUUGCGGUUAGGCGGGCAGGAGCGCUUCUUCAGUCUUCUCAAACUCGGAGCGCAAAUUAACGACCCUGCCAUCUCAAUCAGACUCUCAACCUCAGAGGUAGUUGGUCUAGUAUUGCCAAUGCUGAGGGACGCAAACGAAGAAAUUGUCGUCGCAGCCUUAAAGCUGUGCCUGGAUUCGAGGCAGCUGGAUUCGCAAAACGUCCAUUGCGAUCACGACGGGGACAAAUUUUGUCCGGGCCUGCUUUCCCUUCUGUGCGAGCGAGAGGAUACCGAGGGCUUUACAAAUGUUUUGGCACUCAUUUACCACCAGCUUCAUAGUAAAUUUACUGGUGUGUCGCAGUUAUCACGCAAAUGCCUUAACGAGACUCGGCGUAUACUAGGUGCCGAAGCGUUGGUUAAACCCCUACUGAAAGCUAUCUACUUGAGCACGUCUGACACUGUGAGCCUAGUCCACGAGCUGUGCGACAUCACAUCAGAUCUCGACAUAGGAUCACCAGUGAUUACACGCCACCUGAUACCUGCAGCCGUUCAGAUGCUACAUCGGUGCCAUCCAGUGACAGAGGUAGGUCGACGGCAAUGCAAAGGAGCAGACGCCACCGAAUAUGCCGCCGUCGUCACUCUCAUCAAGUGCCUCGCCAAUCUGGCAGGAAUAGAUGCGCUUUACAUCGCUGCGACCAAGGAGGGUCUUGACAGCGAAGUUUUCCACCACCUUCUGGUCCCAGUAUGA